GAAAAUCCUUAGAUAAGCAAAUGCUUGACAAGUCGUUAGAGGUCACAAAGCUUCGAGGCUUAAAUUUUCUUUCUGGUACCAUGGCCACUGUUUUCGAACAAUACGACACUCCAAUGCUUGACUAUCAUCCGGAUACUGACGUCCAAAUGCAUGGCAACCUUGAUCCUUGGUUUCAUGAAGAAGCUCAUAUGGAAUCAGAGGACAUACAUCUUGCCUCGACAAGGUCCUCAGAUGAAGAUUUGGUGGAUGCAGAGAUUGAAAUGGAGAAUUAUCUUGAUGAAGACUCUCAGAAUCCGGAAUACGAGAUGCUUGAUGAGGUUGAAGCCCCAAGCUAUUUCGUCGUAGCAGACCCCGAGGAUAUCGUCGUUAUGGAUGCGUCACAUCAGUCUUCAGUACUGCGUGACUCGACCCUGGAAUCUAUUGCCCUUUCUGAGCUACCGUCUCAGUCUCUUGCUUCGUCUGUGGUUGAGUCUGCUGCAAGCCCUUUAGACCCGCAAAACAACGUCGCUGCAGAACCGAAAGUGCCUUCGACAGAAUCACACUUCCAUUCUUCCGACUUCGAUUCGGUCCCUGUGAAUGGUCCUUCGGAGCCUGAGGAACCUAUCACAAGCACAGUCCUGGAAGAAGUCAUAUCCCCGGAACCAUUGUCUGCCUAUAUUUCGCUGGAGAAGCCUUCCACGCAUGCAGAGGUAUCUUCAACUGAAGCCACGCACGUUGCAAACACUAUUACAGAUUCCGCAGUCGCUUCUAACCAUGACGAUAUCCUCACCAAAGCCGCCGUUCUUCCUGCGGAGGAGGCGAAGGGGUCAGCACAAACGGAAGCGGAAGUAAUACAUCACCUGCCUGUGGAUGAAGGGGUCGUCGAUUCGACUGAAGUCGAAGCUGGCACUGUUGACCAGUCUGAAUCGGUAAUAUCUAAUGUAGCCGGCUCUGUUGAACGUCCGGUAGAACACGUCGAGAAUGAAGAGGAGAGCCGAGUUUCAGAACUCGAUCCUCAUGAGAUAUCCGAAGGGGUCUACAUCGAUCCACCUCCUGCAGUUCUUCUUUCUUUUGCAUUUUUGGACUAUCCAGAUGUUUGUCUUUUCAAUCAACCGUCUCAAUAUGAUCCCUCAUCGUCGACGACUGAACCGACCAGUUGUUCUGUACUUCUCUCAGACCAGCCCACCCUUUACUAUGAACCUUUGUCAACUGUGUUCGAAGCGUUGCGCAAUGACAACGAACUGUCCAGCAUCGCUGACUUAUCGCCAGUAGAAUUAGUACUCGAUGCUUAUGAUCUUGAACUUACUAUUUCAGAGGAUAAUAUAUUCGCCCGCGAAACGAGUAUACACGACCUCAAUGUUCUGCAUGACGGUUUGAAUUUUUCUGGCCCAUUGCGUCUACGUCUGCAGUCAGUAAACCCCCGCUUCAUUAUCCGAUACCGUAUUUUACAAGAGCAAGUCAUGCGUCUAAAUUUGGCCGAUGCUGACGAAGAGUAUAAUGCCGAAGAACUGAAUGAAAGCUCAUUACAGGAAACAACAGAGCAAGAACACGGACCAGAUCAUAGUGAAGAAAUAGCAGAAGAAUAUCAAGAACAAGCUGAGGAAACAAACAACGAAAAUCAACUACAAAGUGAAGAAAAUAUAGAAAACCAUUCGGCCGAGGUCCAACUCGAUCUCACGAACGAAGGAGAUGCCGAACAUCCUGAUGAGCUGGCUGUAUCCGACUAUGACCAGUAUCCGCAAGACACGGAAGCCGCCGAAAACGAAGAGGCUGUUGAAGGGAAUGACCUUUACGACGACGCUCAAGGGCCUGAGGAACAGGAUCAAGAGGUCAACGGCGAAGUGAUUGUAGAGGAGCCUACCGAGCCAACGUUCAUCGAAAUCAGUGAAACUUCUGAAAUUCUAGACGGUACGCAGGAGCCUGAAGAAACUCCCGAAGGACACGAAAAAGACCUGCAACUUGCGUCAGUCACGGUUGAAGAUGAGUUACAAAAAAAGCCAUCUCGAGUUCAAGAAGGACCUCCUCAAAGUCAAGACGAGUCACAUGAGCUUGCAUCUGAAAAUGAUAAUGAGGUCGAGACCUUCACAGCAUCUGAAGAUACAUUAAAAUCGCACUCCUCAGAAACAGAUCAAAGCAAUGACCUCUAUUACGAUGACACUGCAGAUGCGGAGUGGGACGGCUCCGAAUAUGAGGAAGUUAUUGACGGCGACCAGGGCGCCGACACCACUAUCGAUACGGAAGCUGACGGCGAAUAUGAAUAUGCAUCUGCUCAGAGCUCCAUCACUUUGUGGAGUCGACAUUCGAAAAGAUCCAUUCACGACCUCGACGAGGACGAGAUCGAGAUCGACAAAUCCAAAGGUUUGGUUUCGGUUCAGAGUUCACCAGGUUCGAAAAGGGUUCGUACGGAAUGAGAUUCUUACGCUCAGGUCUCUUCUCUGGGAGUAAAAUUGAUAAGUACGCGGCAUCCCAGGAUACUAUCAUAAAGGUCAAGUUGUUACUUAUUCUCUCGAUCACUCACCUUUAAAAGCUGCCUCGGUUUUUCUGCAUAUCUUCCUUUUUGCUAACUUCCGCAGCGUCGUGCGGCCCAUGCCUAUGAAAGAAUGUUAUAUCCUCCUAGCCUUUUGGAUUUUGCUUCUUUUGCUUUCUUCGUUGGGGUUUUUUUACUUAUCAUAUGAGUUGGCGCCGUCCAUUUGAAUUUUCUUCAACCUUCUACCUGUUCAGUGUUCACAUCAUCACCAAACUACUUGUACAUGAUACCUCGCAUUGAUCUCUUGUAUUGCUACAAUGAAACUACAUACAUGCAAUGAAACUGCUGUGAAUAAUGAACGGCGCAGGCGCCUACACUGGUUUGACGCCUGUAGGUUGCAGUGUU
Messenger RNA from Lentinula edodes (shiitake mushroom), 2851 nucleotides. RefSeq lists its product as uncharacterized. Bases 21 to 2390 code for a protein of 789 amino acids. Lineage: Eukaryota; Fungi; Basidiomycota; Agaricomycetes; Agaricales; Omphalotaceae. The transcript is spliced from 7 exons. The record is from RefSeq and is a predicted model, not a curated record.